AAAUUCAAUAAAACAAAAAAAAUUCUCAAAAUUGAGUAGAGACCCUUACCGUGUCCAAAGAGCUGCAAACAGGAAGUAACAUAACGCGAAAUAGAAAUGUGGAGAAGAGGUUUCAUCACCGCCGUCACCGCACUCCGCCACACAACUCCGUCGGGAGUUCGCGGCGCCUCCACCGUUUCAUCAGCCGCCGUAAACUCCAUGCUUCUUCGCUCCCUCAAAGAUCACUACAUGGAUGUCGCCAAAAUGAAUAUGCCCCCUAAAGUGAGUCCACCAUCACCAUUCACAAUCGUGAAAGGAGCAUUGGAUUCAGAAGGUCCAGUUUUGAAGCGAAAUUACGGCGAUGAAGAAGUUAGCAUCUACGUUAUGCGAUUAUCUCACUCCGAAGAUGAACAAGACGGUGCUAUUCAUCAAUUGUUCAUUCAUGUUGAUGUAUCUAAACCUGAUCAGAAAGAAUCGUUGAAUUUCCUUUGUGGUCUCUAUGAAGAUGCUCUUGGAAUUCACUCUGUUUCUAUGAGACCUAAGCUUCAAGAAUCUAAUGGAUACAUUCUUAUUCCUACUCAAUAUACUGGUCCUGUUUUUUCAGAGCUAGAUGAAAAUAUGAGAGAUGCAUUUCACAGUUACAUAGAGGAGCGAGGCAUAAACGAUAGCCUCUUUAAAUUUCUUCAAGCAUGGCUAUAUGUGAAGGAACAUCGAAAUUUAAUGCGUUGGUUCAAAACAAUGGGCUUGUUCAUCGACGGAAAGAAGCCAGCUACAGGUGCUUAAUCCUCUCUCAUUGGGCAUGUAUUUUGCCUAUAGGAUCCAACAAUGAGCAAGUUAUGCAUUCAAAACUUGAGGAAUUUUGAUUAUCUUUUUUCUUUCAAAAUAUAUUCUUUUGGUAAUACCUAAAGUUUCAUAGUGGACAAUUAGGGGUGUUUGUUAGUGUUUUUAUCAGUAAAUUCUAUCAGAGGUAAAAUUCUAUCUGUUUAACUACUUGUGAUGUGUAAUUGCUAUGAAGAUCAUGCAUUAUAAAAUUUAAGGUGAAUUUUGUUUUAAAGUACUGAAUGUAAUAGUUGACAUUAUUUAUA
Trifolium pratense (red clover) is the source of this 1064-nucleotide messenger RNA. Its product is annotated as mitochondrial acidic protein MAM33. The record is from RefSeq and is a predicted model, not a curated record. Gene Ontology annotation, cellular component: mitochondrial matrix. NCBI's taxonomy places the organism in Eukaryota, Viridiplantae, Streptophyta, Magnoliopsida, Fabales, Fabaceae. The coding region runs from base 97 to 762 and encodes 221 amino acids. The transcript is spliced from 3 exons.